Messenger RNA from Rubroshorea leprosula, 1965 nucleotides. The record is from the annotation of a GenBank genome assembly. Lineage: Eukaryota; Viridiplantae; Streptophyta; Magnoliopsida; Malvales; Dipterocarpaceae.
GUGUCAUGCAAUACUAGGAUUAAAAGGCAGGACAUCAUUAUUGAUAUACACAGAUCAGAGGGAAUGGAAAUCACCCCAAGUUUGCUCUUCCUACAGAUUUUCUUGUUGUCAGCAGUAGCUUUAAUUCUGCCUCUGAGCCAAAGACGGCGACGCCGAAAUGGUUCCAGGCCACCUGGACCUCCAGGGUGGCCUGUCUUUGGCAACAUAUUUGAUCUAGGAACCAUCCCGCACCAAACCCUCUAUUUUCUGAGACCCAAGUAUGGACCCGUGAUUUGGUUAAAGCUCGGAUCUGUCAACACUCUGGUGAUACGGUCGGCUAAGGCAGCAACUGAGCUCUUCAAGAAUCAUGACCAGGUUUUCUGCGACCGAAGAUGUCCUGACUCAAUGACGGUACAUAAUUACAACCAGGGGGCGUUAGCAAUAGGCAGAUAUGGCUCCUACUGGCGCAUGAUCCGCCGCCUAUGCACGGCGGAGAUCAUGGUGAACAGAAGACUCAACGAGACGGUUUACCUCAGGCGGAAGUGCAUUGACAACAUGAUACAAAACAUAGAGAAGGAUGUAGAGAUUCGAGAUCCAAGAUCCAAGGAAGGGAGAGAGUUCUUUAACGCCAUGGGCAAGGUCGCUGAGUGGAGUGGGAAGCCAAACAUCUCUGACUUCUUUCCAGUCUUGAAAUGGUUGGAUCCUCAGGGAAUCAAGCGAAACAUGGAGCGGGAUUUGGGCAUUGCCAUGAAAAUAAUCUCCAAGUUUGUGAAGCAGCGGAUGGAGGAGAAGAAGCUCGGAGAAGAGAUGAAGACAAAAGACUUCCUAGAUGCUCUGUUGGAGUAUCAACGCGAAGGGAAAGAUGGUGCGGGUAAGCUAACAGAACAGAAUGUUUUCAUUUUAAUACUGGAAAUGUUUUUUGCUGGAUCAGAAACAAGCAACAGUAGCAUUGAAUGGGCAAUGGCAGAGCUUCUCCGCCAUCCAGAAUCAAUGAGAGAGGUUAAAGAAGAGCUGGAUCGAGUUAUCGGACCAAAUAGGAAGGUUGAAGAGAGUGACACAGAAAAUCUACCCUAUUUGCAAGCAGUGAUUAAGGAAACGCUAAGGCUACAUCCUGCAGUUCCUCUAAUGCUUCCUCGGAAUGCAAUGGAAGAGAGAAACUUUAUGGGGUAUGUCAUACCCAAAGAUACACAGAUUUGGGUGAACGCAUGGGCAAUUGGAAGAGAUCCAGAUGCUUGGGAGGAUCCCUUUUCGUUCAUACCUGAGAGAUUCUUAAGCUCCAAAAUUGACUACAAGGGGCAGAAUUUCGAGUUGCUCCCUUUUGGAUCAGGGAGACGAAUUUGUGUUGGCCUGCUACUAGCUCACAGGGUGAUUCAUUUGGCUCUGGCCAGCUUGCUACAUCAUUUUGAUUGGGAACUUCCUAUCAAUACAACUCCAAAGGAUUUGGACAUGAAUGAGAGGAUGGGGAUGGCAAUUCGAAAGCUAGUACCACGCACUGAGAGCAAUUCCCAAGAAGCAUGUAACAUAAGAAAGAUCAAAGAUGAUGACCGGCGACCGCAGUAUAAAGUCAUAUAGUCUACUGUGAAGAUACAUAUAUAUAUAUAUAUAUAUAUAUUGAUCAUGUAUUGAGAGGUUUCAUCUAGAUAUUCUUAGUUUGUAUUUGGAUUGUUGUGUAGUGCUAUGGUUGCGGUUUUUCUUAUGCUAUCUCAAAAAUUUUGUAUAAUUAUUUUGAAAAGUAUUUUAUUACUGUGUAAAAAAGCACAUUGGGAUAGCAACUAUGGUUUUAAUUUAUUGGAAUGUAACUCAUGUUAUGUCAAAAUGUGUUUCUUAUGUAUAGUUGAUUGACAUGUAUUAGGUGAAGAAUACGAUACUCUCUUCCAUGUGCCAUGCUUUUUUGGAAUAUCUUCCAUGUGCCAUGCUUUUUUGGAAUGGUUGGCAUAUAAUGUGUGAAAAUUGUGCAUGUGGGUUCAAUACAAGGUUUGCAUUUAA